Molecule: messenger RNA, 2983 nt
Organism: Amoebophrya sp. A25
Lineage: Eukaryota; Dinophyceae; Syndiniales; Amoebophryaceae
Source: the annotation of a GenBank genome assembly
UGCCAGUCUGUGUUCUUGUGGUCCAACAUAAAUAGCAAUCAAGCUAAAAGCACCCCAUGUAGUAGCAUUUCGUUCGGUUGGGUAAAGCCAAAUCAAUGGUGAUUUUUCAGAAGUAGAGGAGUGAUCUCCCACAACAAGUUGUCUUUUGUUGAAGUGACUUUCUGCCUCUCAGAAACACAAACCAUCACAAUGAUGCUUUCCUUAGCUCUUCCUUCUUGUGUUCAUUUAGCCGUUUUUAUCCGUGGUCAAGAGCUGAAGCUGUACUUCUACUUCUAGAGAUCACCACAAUGAAGAAUACUUUCGGUUUCAAGCUAGAGUGUGUGUGUGAUUAAUGUUUCUGGUAUUGAGCUUCUCAUUAUGAUUUGAAGAGGUCUGAUGCAAGCAGGACGAGAGAGAGAGGAAGAGAAAAGCGAUUUAUCUGUAUCUCUCAGCCUCUGGCAAUGACGAGUAAAAAUAUUGGUCUAUCAUCAAAACGAGCACAGAGACAGUUGAGCGACAUCCUGUCGCCGCACCACUAGAAUCUGUCGCCGCGUGUCGAAGUAGCAUUUUGAGUGUAGCGGUCUUUAUGUAUCAUGAAACUCGGCUGUAGUGGUUGAGUGCCAAGUAAUCGCAAAUGAGGUGGAGGGACCCACAUACCUGCACAUACUUUUGUUUUCCAUCUUCUGCUGUUGAUAAUUGUUUUCAAUUUUUUAUAUUGUGAACAGGUACAUUGCACUGAUAAUUGUUUCUCGCUCGAUAAGGAGCUCCACCACCACCACGCCUCGUUCGAAGUUCCAGUUGUUCCUGUACGUUUAGCUCAAACAGUAGAUUUAGCAAGGUUGCUAUGUAAAUGGUUCCACCUUCUUCUGGAGGUAGAACUUCUAAGAAUUAUAUCAUCGCGUUCUUGUUGAUCGCAUAAACUAAAAUAAAAGCGAUCGAUUAUCGAUUUCGGUCAACGUUAUCAAAGUUUCAAAACAUUUUUCAAUUCUUCAAUUAAUCGAAGACCACAUCUCUUGAAAGAAAAUGGUAUCGCCUUGGUCAGAGGUGUGCUACUAUAGUAUGGUGGAGCCCGAUGAGGCAACCGCAACAUGGACAGGGAAUGCAAAGAACGUGUGCAUGUGCGCUGCUAUCGGUGGAAAGGACUUUUCCAUGGGCCUGACUGCUCCGCCAAGUGCAGAGGCAGGCUGGUGGGGCUGUGCAGGAAUCACGCAAGACCAGAGACAAGGUAACUUAUCUUUCACGAAUGGAAUGAAUGUUAUUUUUGCGAAUUUUUUUACAUCUUGCUCUGUCUGGUGCAUGCUCCGACCACGUGGUCUUCUUACUGUCUAGUUCUCAGAUGUAUUUUUCUGGGAAGACGUUCUUCAGGGUGAGUCUCCUGCGCAUUUUGUUUCAGUUUGAUUGGUCGUUGCAAUAAAAAAGACUCACGACAUCCACAGCUGGAGCUGGCGAAGCUGAGGGCAUUCAGACAGACGCCGCGUGGGAAAUGGUGUGGAGUGAGGAUCAAAACCGCGAUAUCAUGCAGGAUGACGGAAGUGAGGUUCCCACGCCAAUAUGCGAGUUUCAAACAGUUUUAAGUGCACUCGCGCACGACAACUCAAAGGGACCCCUGCCAAAUGUUAUGGAUACAGGAUCUUCGAUAAGGAUAAUGCAAGAAUCUUCAUCUAUCAUAACUCUGACUGAGUAGUUGUACUUUUUUUUACUUGGUGAGGUUGAUGUUGACAUCCCUAUAGGUACUCGCCAGCUGCAUGUGGUAGUAUAUUUUUACAAAGGCCCUUUUGGUUGUCGCUGUGCUGCUGAGGCUUAAUAUAGUAAUGAGAAUAAUAAAGUUGCACAUGAUCCACAUACCAUUUUUUGUCAAGACCUAGCACCGUGGUAUAUCGAUGAACAAUGCCACGUGCUUAUUACAACUACUCACCGUCAAAUCUCUAAAAAAGGGGUGUGGAUAGGUGGAGUGAAGCACACAGUUACGCGCAAAGAAAAGGAAGAAGGACCAGAAAAAGACCUCAAUUUUAUGCUCAUGAACGCGGCAAGAAAGGGAAAGAAAGGAUUCGCAAUUAUCUGUACUAGUGUCCUCUUUAUUGUUAGCGUUCUGAUAAAGAGACAUAAGUAAAUUCUUCCUUGUUCUUCUUUUUUUUUCGACUCUUCUACUGCAUGCUGUGGGAAGACUUCCUUGCGUAUUCAUGAUUGCUCCUCUUGAUAUUGCCUUAUUUUUUUUCCAAAACGUCGUGGUCCAGGUACUGACUACGACUUGGCGGGGAAGGCUGGCAUAGUGAUUGCGGGAUACAGCGAAAACGAGAAUGUACCUUUUUCGAUGGCAGCUGCUGUGGCUUUGGAGGCAGCCAAAUGGAUGACUUACGACGGGCUCGACAAGAGUGAGGGCAUUUACUACUAGAGGAUCAGCAGAAGGGAUCCACAGAAAUGAAUAGGGAGAAGUAGGAGAUGCCUGGUAAAUUACUUUUUUCCGAGAUUUUCUAGAACAAGUAGUGAAAUUUCUAACGACCACGAUUAUUUCUUGUGGUGUUGCGCGCUGUUGCCGACUACACCACCUGAGAUGCUUACAAUUGAUUAUCACCUAGUAAUUCUAAUUCCUUAAAAAGGUGAAGAAGUCACAGACAUCGGCAUGCACGGUUGCAUGUCGGUGUGGUUGUGAAGGACCCAUGUUUUGAAAAAUCCUUGACAAGACCCGGGCAGUUUGUAUUCUUUAGCAUAAUGCAGGAAGUACUUGAACUUUAGUAGCACAUCAAAUGAUGUUGAUAAAACUGCAAAUUGUAAAGAGAUAAGUGAAUUAACUUAAGGCGAUUUUGCGUCGUGAUUGAAAUGAUUCGUUUGACAACGAGCAAUUGAGGACUGCGUCCUGCGUCGCUCCUCAGGUGUUGUAAAAAAGGGCGUGUGAGUUUUGAUGGUCGUGUUCCUCGCGGCUGAUCUCUUGAAGAAAUAAUUCACAAGAUUCCCAUACUUCUGCGACAUCAGCAGCGAUAUCUUCUUGUUCGACAGUUCUAAAGAU